UCCUAGACGCGUUUCCCAUAAUGCUGCUCUUAGGACAUCUGCAGCCUGCAAGAUGGCGCAAGCAAUAUUUGAGGCAUUUGAAGGCAUGGACAACCAGACCGUCCUUGCUGUACAGUCACUGCUGGAUGGACAGGGUGGUGUGUCGGACCCCACAGCUCAAAAUGUCAGCAGUUCUGCAGCCCUGCAGGGACUUGAUGAUGAAGAUGUUUUUCUGUGCGGGAAAUGCAAAAAACAGUUUAACUCUUUGCCCGCUUUCAUGAUCCACAAGCGGGAGCAGUGCCAUGGCAAUCAACCUUCCCUGGCGUCGGUCUCUCUGGGUAAUCACAGCGUGUACACCCCGGCGGUCAGCUCAGUACAGCAGUCGCCAGUUAACAGACAGAUCUCCACCUAUAUCACAGUUCCGCCAUCACCUCUCAUCCAGACCCUGGUGCAAGGAAAUGUCUUGGUGAAUGAUGAAGUCCUGCUUUCUGCAAUGUCAGCACUUACCUCGCUGGAUCAGCCCAUGCCACCCACACCAGCCCCCGUGCAGAGUAACCUCAGCAUGCACACUGGUGGCACCUAUCUCCACGCGCCCUCUCUUCCUCCCCGACCUUCACAUCCACCAGCCCCAGCUGCACCGGGGCAGAAUCUUAUGGGGGUCCCUGUCCAAGCAAACAGUGGCAGCUGCAGUACUGUAGUGCAAGUCUACAGCUCUCCCAUCAGUAUGCCAGGAAACACUGGCAUGGAAAUCCAUGGCUUGGGUAUGGCACCCUACACCCACAUAGAGGUUCCAAGCCAGUGUGUUGAGAGUACGGUUUAUAACACUCCCCCUGUAUACAGCCCAGGGAAACAGGGGCUAAAAUCAAAAACUACAAGUACCUGUUCGCCUUGUGCUGAUGGCAAUGGAAAUAGUAUGGGAAACCUGGAGGCUGCCAUCCCCAACAAGACUCGCCGCCCAAAGACGGACAUCAGUGGUCAGAAUGGAAAGCCGAAAUCUCCAAAACUGAAGUGUACCUUCUGUGAUAAAGCCUUUGGGAAGAACUUUGAUCUCCAGCAGCACAUUAGAAGUCAUACUGGGGAGAAGCCUUUCCAGUGCAUUGUAUGUGGACGAGCAUUCGCACAGAAGUCCAAUGUCAAAAAACAUAUGCAGACUCACAAAGUAUGGCCGAGAGCUCAAAAUACCACCAACACUCAAGGAUCCAUGACGUUACAGGUGGUGCCACUUAACCCUUCGCAGCCAGAAGAAGAGAGUGUUGAAAAUGGAGUCUCCAGCCAGGUCCCACCUGAAGAUGCAUCUUCUCAGGUGGUAGACACGUCUCAGAGUGGGCCAUGCGAUGGGUCAGAUGCCAAGCAGGGGGUUAUGAUUGACAGCUCCUAUCACUGCCAGUUCUGCAACAGCAAGUUCAGUAGCUACUUCCAGCUUAAGUCUCAUAUGACGCAACACAAACCGGAACAGGUGUACAAAUGUGUGGUUAAGGGCUGCAUUCACACAUCGCAGAAGCUGGACCAGUUUUUGGAACACAUCAAAACUCACCAGGAGGACAUGACGUACCGAUGCCACAUCUGUAACAAAGACUUCUCUUCUCUGUAUGAGAUGGGCGUGCACCAGUACUCCCAUAGUUUGCUGCCCCUCAUUGCCCCCAAGAAGGAGAUGGCUGUGUACAAGUGUUUGAAGUGCAUGAAUAAGUACUCCACCCCAGAGGCAUUGGAGCAACAUCUACAGACAGCCACACACAGCUACCCCUGUCCACACUGCCAGAAGGUGUUUCCAUGUGAACGAUAUCUAAGGAGACACCUACCUACACAUGGAGGAGGUGGUCGUUACAAGUGUCAGAUCUGUAAGAAAUUAUUUAGAAGGGAACACUACUUGAAGCUUCACAGUCACAUCCAUUCAGGUGAAAAGCCUUUCCGGUGUUCACUGUGUGAGUCUGCAUUCAAUCGCAAGGACAAGCUGAAGAGACACAUGCUGAUUCAUGAGCCCUACAAACAGUACAAGUGCCCCUUUGCGUCUCACACUGGAUGCAACAAGGAGUUUAAUCGGCCAGAUAAGCUAAAGGCUCACGUUCUGUCACAUUCAGGAAUGAAAAUGCACAAGUGCCAAUAUUGCUCGAAGUCAUUCAGUCGGCGGGCCCACAUGAUAGAGCAUCAGCGAAGCCAUACCGGGAAUUACAGGUUCUGCUGUCCCAACUGCGGCAAAGGCUUUACCCGUCAGAAGUAUCUAAAAGAACAUAAGUGUCGACUACACCUGGAAAGUGAGAAAGAACAGGUCAGGAAGGGGCAGAGAAAGCGAGGACGGGGGAAGCCUGAUGAAGAGACUGGUCCUGAAGAGGAGGAGGAGAUAACGCUGACAGAGCUGAAGAGCAGUGGAGAGCAACUGGAUGGCACGGGUCCGGCAGAAGACAAUUACCAGCAAACUGAUGCCGUGCUUUCUAUUGUAGUGGAUGGAUCUGCAGCUGCCAGGGAAGGCUUGGCAGUGCCCUCCGGCCAGGACACUACAACCCCUACCACUGUGACACUAGCCGAGCUGCAGAAUGCCACCGAUCCUUCAUGUUCCAUGCUGGCAGUGCCCAUAUAUAUACAGAGUCAAGAGUGACGGGAUUGUAUAUACAGCACCGCGCCAUUCUUGUGGAAAGAAGUACUUGCUUUACACAAUAUUCAGCAGCUUCAUGUCUAUACAAUGGCAGCAUGGCAUCUCAUUCCUUACCAGCUAAAGCGAUCUUCUGCCAUACCAUCCGCCCAAUGAGCCAGACAGUUGGGUUAUCUGAUGUUAGACAGGAUUACAAUGUAUUAUACAAUGCACAAACUGUAUAUAUGGAAUUUAUUUAUAUUUUUUUUCACUUCGCCUGUGUAUAGAUGUGUUUUAUGUGUGUGUAUGGAUUAUUAAACAUACAUGUCUUUAUACAAAGUUGGUUGCUCCAUUUUAUACCGUGGCUUGUGAUGAUGUAUACAAAUAGUUGAUUUUUACCAUCCUUUACUAUGUUUUUCAGUGCCACAUAGGUGGGUGCUAUGAAUGGGCCACAGGGCUGAAGGUGGCUUCUUUUACAGGAGCCCCUGCUAGCAUGUUUUAAAGAGGUCUGUCAUGGUGACUGAUUCUAUACAUUCGUGAACCUGGAAAUCCCUGCAAAACGUGCCUUCCAAUAAAG
Molecule: messenger RNA, 3122 nt
Organism: Bufo gargarizans (Asiatic toad)
Lineage: Eukaryota; Metazoa; Chordata; Amphibia; Anura; Bufonidae
Gene: ZNF341
Product: zinc finger protein 341
Biological process (GO): regulation of transcription by RNA polymerase II
Cellular component (GO): nucleus
Molecular function (GO): RNA polymerase II transcription regulatory region sequence-specific DNA binding; DNA-binding transcription factor activity, RNA polymerase II-specific
Source: RefSeq, a predicted model, not a curated record